Molecule: messenger RNA, 684 nt
Organism: Harmonia axyridis
Lineage: Eukaryota; Metazoa; Arthropoda; Insecta; Coleoptera; Coccinellidae
Exons: 1
Coding region: 1-684 (227 amino acids)
Source: RefSeq, a predicted model, not a curated record
AUGGAACAAAGGAAAAAUAACAACAUGCCUAUAUUACAGAAUACACAGCUAGGAUGGGUUUUUGGAGGUAAUAUUCCGUAUGUAGAAUCAAAGACGAGCAAAACUAUUUCUUGCAUAACAAUUAACGAGUCUUUGGAAAAUGCUUUAACUAAAUUUUGGACAGUCGAAGAAUGCGACAACGAGAGAAUUCUUACUAAAAAUGAAAUUUUUUGUGAAGAACAUUUUUUGGAUAAUGUCAAGCGGACUCCAGAGGGUAGAUUCAUUGUGGAAUUUCCAUUUAAGGAAAAUGUAAUCAAUUUAGGACAUUCUGACGAGAUGGCAUUGAAUCGGUUUCAUGCAUUGGAGAGACGUCUAAACAGAGAUAAAGUUUUGAAAAAUGAUUACUGCGACUUUAUGAAAGAAUACAUCGAACUAAGUCAUAUGCGCAAAUUGGAAGUUUUCGAUAUAAACAAGAAAUGUCUAGACGGCUACUUUCUUCCUCAUCACGCAGUAAUAAAAAACACAAGUAUAACCACAAGAACUCGAAAUGUCUUCGACGCGUCAGCUAAAUCUGACAACGGGAUUUCGCUGAAUGAUGUUCAGUACGUCGGACCUACACUACAAGAUGAUCUUUUCUCCAUAUUAUUGGGAUUCAGACAACAUAAAUUGUCUAGGGGUCUAUUUUGGGCCCCCUUCUAUACGUAA